This is a messenger RNA of Cynoglossus semilaevis (tongue sole), 1943 nucleotides long. It is a transcript of the gene hadhb, whose product is annotated as hydroxyacyl-CoA dehydrogenase trifunctional multienzyme complex subunit beta. Gene Ontology annotation, cellular component: mitochondrion. The transcript has 15 exons. Gene Ontology annotation, biological process: fatty acid beta-oxidation. Gene Ontology annotation, molecular function: acyltransferase activity, transferring groups other than amino-acyl groups. Bases 150 to 1577 code for a protein of 475 amino acids. NCBI's taxonomy places the organism in Eukaryota, Metazoa, Chordata, Actinopteri, Pleuronectiformes, Cynoglossidae. The record is from RefSeq and is a predicted model, not a curated record.
UCAUUUACAGGCAUUAGUUUGGGCACCUAAAUAAUCUAAAGGUCCUUCCAAGUGUUCAUGAUUUUGUAGUCCGGCAGCUCUGAACAGUGUGGCUCGUCCUUUGACAGGGAGCUAGUAUCGACAAAGGCUAAACACAAGCACGGAACAUUAUGGCUGCCCUGAUGCUGAUGCUGAAGUCUUUGCGGAGCUGCUCCGUCGGCCCUUCCCGGGCACUGCAGUUUGGGACGAGAGCUCUGAGUUCAACAGCCCACCUUCAGGCUCAGGUUCAGACAAAGAGUAAGAAGACUCUGGCCCGACCCGGUAUGAAGAACAUAGUUCUGGUAGAGGGAGUUCGAACCCCUUUCCUACUGUCUGGAACCACAUAUGCUGAACUGAUGCCUCACGACCUGGCCAGAGCAGCUCUGCAGGGACUGUUGAACAGGACGGGUAUUCCCAAAGACUCUGUAGAUUACAUCAUCUAUGGAACCGUCAUCCAGGAGGUCAAAACCAGCAAUGUAGCAAGAGAGGCAGCACUUGGUGCAGGCUUCUCUGACAAGAUCCCGGCUCACACCGUCACCAUGGCCUGCAUCUCCUCCAACCAGGCAAUGACGUCAGCUGUCGGUCUGAUAGCUGCAGGUCAGUGUGACGCUGUUGUAGCAGGAGGGGUGGAGUUUAUGUCUGACGUUCCCAUCCGCCACAGCCGUAAGAUGAGGAAAAUCAUGCUGGCCCUCAACAGAGCAAAGACCCUGGGACAGAGGCUCAGUUUGAUCGGCAGCAUCAGAAUGGCCCACCUCGCCCCAGAGCUUCCUGCCGUGGCUGAGUUCUCCACCUCCGAAACCAUGGGACACAGUGCCGACCGUCUGGCUGCUGCUUUCGGGGUCUCCAGGUUGGAGCAGGAUGAGUUUGCUCUGCGGUCACAUUCAUUGGCUAAAAAAGCCCAGGAUGAAGGUCUGCUGCAGGACGUCAUCUCUUUCAAAGUGCCCGGUCGUGACAUCGUGUCCAAGGACAACGGCAUCCGUCCGUCCUCCAUGGAACAAAUGUCCAAACUGAGACCUGCCUUUGUUAAACCUCACGGCACAGUCACUGCUGCCAACUCCUCCUUCCUGACCGACGGUGCCUCUGCUGUGCUGAUCAUGUCUGAAGAGAAAGCCUUGGCGAUGGGUUUUAAGCCCAAAGCCUACCUCAGAGAUUUUGUCUACGUGUCCCAGGACCCUAAAGAUCAACUGCUUUUAGGACCAACAUACGGCACACCCAAAGCCCUGGAACGUGCUGGCUUGACCUUGAAUGACAUUGAUGUUUUUGAGUUCCAUGAGGCGUUUGCAGGUCAGAUCAUGGCAAAUCUGAAGGCCAUGGACUCAGACUGGUUCGCCCAGACGUAUAUGGGAAGAAAAACGAAGGUUGGAGUUCCUCCUAUGGAGAAGUUCAACCUGUGGGGGGGCUCUUUGUCCCUGGGUCACCCGUUCGGUGCCACAGGCUGCAGGUUGGUCACCACAGUGGCCCACAGGCUGCAGAAGGAGGGAGGACAGUACGGACUGGUGGCAGCUUGUGCUGCUGGAGGACAGGGUCACGCCAUGGUGAUCGAGGCGUAUCCACAGUAACACACUCCACCUGACGUCUGUUAAACUAAUUCAGAACUUUUAUCAAGACAACUGACCACACACACUGACAUCUAAACAGUGUAAAUACAGCUCUGGCGCCACCUGGCUUUGUUCUCACUCUGUUAGUGACUGUUUGUACUGAAGCCUGUGUAAAUGAAAACGUGGCUAAGAGGAGUUUUCUUUUGUUAUUAUAGCAGGAAGCUGCUGAGAAAAAUUGUUUGCCUUUAAUAAUGGCUUUUCGAGGUUGUUCUUGUUCAAAUGUAACAUAGCAAAGUUUAAUAAAGCCACAGUGCUAAUGUUUAUAUACACUGUGAUAUUUGUUUUUCUUACAAACUGUGGACAAUAAAAAAAGUGAUUAAAACAAAU